CACGUGAACAACAAUCAUGGCAGUAGUGUGCUCUAAAGGCGACUGGUUUGUUUCUAGCUGUUCUAGUACUUUAGUUUCGGUAAACCUUAAACAGACUUGUGAGCCAUUUGUGUUCGACUGCGCCAAAGCCGAGAAGAGACCAAAGGAAACUGAGGGAAAUAAUAAAAGUAGUGAAGGAGGGUCAAAGGAGAAAGACAGUGAUAGGAUUCUUGGGUUUGCUGUCUCAUCCUCUGGGAAGCACAUAGCGCUCACAGAUGAUCACAAACGUCUUGUUCUCUUCUGUACUGAGCCAACCUGGCAGUGCAUUAGUACACGGUGGGUUGUGCGGAGAGGCACGUCUCUUGUGUUUACUCAGGCUGAAGAUGAAGUCUUUGUGGCUGAUAAGUCUGGUGAUGUGUAUUCAUUCUCUGUUCUGGAGCCACAAAAACCAGGAGAGCUGAAGCUGGGACAUGUCUCUAUGUUAUUGGCUGUGGCUCUCUCUCCAGAUGAUAAGUAUAUCAUAACAGCAGACAGAGAUGAGAAGAUCAGAGUAAGCUUCCGGCAGGCACCCUACAACAUUCAGGCUUUCUGCCUAGGGCACAGAGAAUUUGUCAGUACAUUGCUUGUGCCUACAGGGCAUCCUGACUGGCUUCUUUCUGGUUCAGGGGAUGGUACAAUGAAGAUCUGGCAUUAUGAGACUGGGCGGCGGUUACAGAGUGUCGACGUGAGGCAACAUGGCAUUUUACAGAACUCUGAUGCAGACACUGAAAAGAGGUUUGCUGUCAGCAGGAUAAUCAGCUCACCAGAUGGGCGACACAUUGCGGUCCAGUGUGAGCAAUUUCCAUCUGUUCAAAUCUUUCUGGUGAAUUCCGGGAUAGAGAGCUGCCUGAACCAUGCUGAGACACUAGCUCUUCCUCAAGCCCCCUGGGACAUGACCUUUGAUUCACAAAACCAGCUGUGGCUCUUGCUGGAGAGUGAAGAUAUUAAUGUGCUUCUAUAUCGACACUCGGAGCAGCAUUGGAAGCUGUGUGACACGGAGACCCCUGAAUUGAAGAGGGUCACUGAAGCAUUACAGGCUCAGGCCAAUGUCUAUAAAGGUUCUGUGGGACUGGAGAGUCAGUUUAAGCACCUGUAUAAGGUGACCUUUGAUAACAUGGCAUCCUAUUUGCAGAAGAAACAAGAAAGACUAGAACAGCAGAGCAAGAAAAGAGCAGCAAAUAGCUCUAAACACAAUGUAGGUGGGAAAAAAUGUAAAAAGGAGAGCAGCCCUGUGGCUCAAAGCACAAGCUAAGGGAGUCUGCCUUUACCUCUGCUUAUAGACCCAGUAAAAGCUCUUUUGGGAUGUUUAUAUUAUUCUACAGUACUUUUUGUUAAUUGACAAUGAUUAUAUACAAUUUGGUAAAUGUUUUACAUUCAGUUAAGCCUUUCAGUUUAUGCUACUCUCAAUUGUCGUUUUACUGUACCAUGCUUUGGCCACUAGAGGUCAUAAUACUUGGAGUCACACUCGGUUGAUGAAGUUACAAAAUAGUCAGGGUAGACUCCAUAUUUACUUUUACACAUAUGAAAAAUGAGUCUGUGUGGGAUAGAACAGUCUGUUCAAUGGUUUGUACUGUUGUUAUGUACCUUCAUAUUGAUUAAAUCAAUUAAAUAUUGAAAAUAUCUUUUUCCAUAAACUUCCACUGCAAAAAAAGAAAAAACACUGGAAAACUUAAAAUUAGACAUGACAUUUUCAGUCUUCAGAUAUUUUCUAGCAUCUGAAGACAGUACAACUUAUUGUAUGUGUCACUUAUAGCCUCAUUUUAAUUUUUGGCAAAUAAAAUAUGGCAUCAAUCAUGACUAAGAUCUGUGGUGAUGGCUUUACUUCUUGAGCAGCUACAGUUUCCUCAAAGGACAGGAUGGACCAGAACAUAAUAUGGUAUUACUACAGAGACACUUCUUGACUUCAGUUGUUGUUAAAGUGUUAUUUUUAGAAUAAAAGUGACUAAAGAUCUGUACAUCCUGUAUAAUGUUCAAACUUGUACAAAACCAAAUAAAAACAACACAAAUAAACAAUCACUAGAAAGGACUCUGUUGCGUUGAAAGCCGAGCUGUACAAGGUUCAAUUCCCUGAAAGAUGCUUUGGAUUUUCUCAGAAGAUGGCCAAAACUUCUCAUG
Molecule: messenger RNA, 2133 nt
Organism: Xyrauchen texanus (razorback sucker)
Lineage: Eukaryota; Metazoa; Chordata; Actinopteri; Cypriniformes; Catostomidae
Product: tRNA (guanine-N(7)-)-methyltransferase non-catalytic subunit wdr4-like
Exons: 11
Coding region: 17-1270 (417 amino acids)
Biological process (GO): RNA (guanine-N7)-methylation
Cellular component (GO): cytosol; nucleus; tRNA methyltransferase complex
Molecular function (GO): tRNA (guanine(46)-N7)-methyltransferase activity; protein binding
Source: RefSeq, a predicted model, not a curated record